UCCCUCCCAUCUCAAAUAUUUGCACUCUUCAUUCAUCUUUGCUGCAUUUUCUCCGGCAUCGGAAUUGUCGAAAUUAAUUCUUAAAAUGCCAAGAUCACAAUUGAUCAAGAUGAAAUAUGACUGUCUUCUUUUUGAUUUGGACGACACACUCUACCCUUUGAGCUCUGGCAUCUCAACCGAGUGCCUCAAAAACAUCGGAGAUUUCAUGGUCGAAAGACUCGGAAUUGAACGAAGCAAGGUUCCAGACUUGUGCAAUCUGCUCUACAAGAACUAUGGCACAACAAUGGCAGGGUUGAGGGCUAUUGGCUACAAUUUCAACUACGAUGAUUAUCACAGCUUUGUACAUGGCCGACUGCCUUACGAGAAGUUAAAGCCUGACACUGUUCUCAGACACCUGUUGCAGAGCCUUCCAAUCCGCAAAGUAAUAUUCACGAAUGCUGAUAAGAUUCAUGCUGCAAAAGCGCUCCAAAGGCUUGGUCUGGAGGACUGUUUCCAGGGAAUCAUAUGCUUUGAGACACUCAAUCUACUGCCUUCAGAUUUCGAUCAAGAAAGGGUUGCUGAUAACAUAUUUGACAUCGUUGGUCACUUCUCUCACCCAAAUUCCGGAGCUGAGUUGCCAAAAACGCCAAUUCUUUGCAAGCCAUCCGCGGAAGCCAUGGAGCAUGCUCUCAGAAUUGCCGGCAUCGAUCCUCAAACCACCAUUUUCUUCGACGACAGUGUUCGCAACAUUCAGUCCGCCAAAUGCGUUGGCUUGCACACCGUGCUGGUGGGCACUUCACAUAGAGUCAAAGGUGCAGACCAUGCCCUGGAAAGUAUCCAUAACAUCAAGGAAGCAUUCCCAGAGCUGUUGGAAGAAAAUGAGAAAUCUGAAGCUGUUCGUCACUCAGGAAAUGUUGGGCUGGAAACAUCAGUAUCUGCUUGAUUCCUCUCCGUCUAUCGAGGGCAGCGAAGACAACAUCAGCUGGUUAAAUCUAGGGAUGUAAACAAGCCGAGCCAAGCCGAGCUUUGGGGUGUUCAAGCUUGUUUGAUAAGAUAACCGAGCCGAGCCGAGCCGAGCUUAAAAUGAACCAAGCUUUUGAAAUGAGUGUUCAAGC
Messenger RNA from Zingiber officinale, 1094 nucleotides. RefSeq lists its product as uncharacterized. Lineage: Eukaryota; Viridiplantae; Streptophyta; Magnoliopsida; Zingiberales; Zingiberaceae. The record is from RefSeq and is a predicted model, not a curated record. The transcript has 8 exons. Bases 86 to 922 code for a protein of 278 amino acids.